Messenger RNA from Hippocampus comes (tiger tail seahorse), 1473 nucleotides. RefSeq names its product adaptor related protein complex 3 subunit sigma 1 (gene ap3s1). Gene Ontology annotation, cellular component: AP-3 adaptor complex; membrane coat. Bases 250 to 831 code for a protein of 193 amino acids. Lineage: Eukaryota; Metazoa; Chordata; Actinopteri; Syngnathiformes; Syngnathidae. The transcript has 6 exons. The record is from RefSeq and is a predicted model, not a curated record. Gene Ontology annotation, biological process: Golgi to vacuole transport; intracellular protein transport.
GGGAGGGGGAGGAGCGUUUUCCUUGACGUGGACGCUCAUUUCCGUAAAGAGACGAUGGAGCAAUAGUGGCGUGGCGAGUCCAAGCGAUCACCACAUUAACCUUAAAUCGAGACGGGAUUUGGCCGUCAAUCCCUCGGCUGUGUUUGGGUUCACGGGAGUCAUACGCGGACUGAUCCCUUUCUGCUCCCGCCCCGCCCGUAGCCUCCUCCUUCUCCUCCUCCUCCUCCUCCCCCCAGCUCAGCAACAAUCAUGAUAAAAGCCAUUUUAAUAUUCAAUAACCACGGCAAGCCGAGGCUGUCCAAAUUCUACGAACAUUACAGUGAAGACACCGAGCAACAAAUCAUCAGGGAAACCUUCCACUUGGUCUCCAAAAGAGAUGAGAAUGUCUGCAAUUUUCUGGAAGGUGGAAUGUUGAUCGGCGGAUCCGACUACAAGCUGAUCUACAGACACUAUGCCACGUUGUACUUUGUGUUCUGCGUGGACUCCUCAGAGAGUGAACUAGGAAUUUUAGACUUAAUACAGGUAUUUGUGGAAACGCUGGACAAAUGCUUCGAGAAUGUCUGCGAACUUGACCUCAUUUUCCACGUAGACAAGGUUCACAACAUUCUGGCAGAGAUGGUGAUGGGCGGGAUGGUGCUGGAGACCAACAUGAACGAGAUCAUCACUCAGGUGGACGCCCAAAACAAGAUGGAGAAGUCUGAGGCUGGUAUUGCAGGAGCGCCCGCUCGUGCCGUAUCAGCAGUAAAGAACAUGAACCUCCCGGAAAUGCCCAGAAACAUCAACAUUGGCGACAUCAGCAUCAAAGUGCCAAAUUUGCCAUCCUUCAAAUAGCGGCACUCCGAUGACCCGCUGCCUGGAGAUGUCGCCCAAUGUUUAAACGUGAUGCAAUCUGUUUACCAUAACCUCUUACUAACUUGUUUUAUCCAAUCAUGGAAGUACUGUGUGAUUUAAAAAAAAAAAAAAAACAUCUUGGUCUGCUUUGUUUUGCUCAGAAAAUUAUUUUAUGCAUUUGUUGUUCUGUUACAAUUUUUUUUAAAAUGAAUUAUCUAUUCUGUUGAAAAAUAAAGUAUUUAUUUGUGCACGGUACAUUCCUACUCCCCUCAUGACGUUCAGCUGCUAAAGCCAUCUCAGUCCAACUGAAGUCAUUUCACCAACUCGAGUGUUUACUUACUUUCUGAGAAGAUAUGAAGAUUGAUUGAAGUGUUGUAAGUUGCUUAUGCCAAAAAAAAAAAAAAAAGUAAUGGGAACAGUCAGGAUCAAUAGUGUUGGAAAAUGCAUCCUUUGCAGUGCGUGUGAAACCAAACAAAACUUUGAAGAUUAUAAUAUUGCUGAUUGCUGUCUCACAGAAUUCUGAUCAUCUAUCCUCAAUUUAUAUUUUGUCUCUGUUGAAAUGAUUAGUUUUCUGUUAAUUUUAUUCUGCUCAUGAAUUUUGCCUGCCUCUUCUUUUACUACACAAUAAACAGUUGAAACUGA